AUGAGUGUAGUUGAAUCAUCAGCAAUUCCAACAAUCUGUUCAACGGCAACAUGGUCUGAAAAUGCAACAACAGUUGCAGGUGGAAACGGCGGCGGUGAUGCAUUAAAUCAGCUCGAUAAUGCAGCUGAUUUAUUUUUGGAUAGUCGUAACAACAAUGUAUACGUGGCAGAUUAUUCCAAUAGUCGUAUUGUAGAGUGGGCACCCGGUGCUUUGGCUGGCAAAAUUGUGGCUGGUGGAAAUGGCAACGGUUCAGCUUCAAAUCAGUUGCAUCAUCCAACAGCUGUGUUUGUAGAUGAAAAUAAUAAUAUUUAUAUUGCAGAUGAUGGAAAUGAUCGUGUACAAAAGUGGGCGAAGGGAGCUAUGAGUGGUCAGACAGUAAUAGGUCAACAUGGUGUAGGUCCCGGUAACAACCAGUUUAACAAGUGUUGGGGUCUUUAUGUUGAUCAACAUGGGAAUAUUUAUCUAUCGGAUUAUAAUAAUCAUCGUGUGAUGAAAUGGGACGUCGGAGCAAGUACAGGCAUUGUCGUUGCAGGCGGAGAAGUUAUUCACAAUUUGACGGUCAACGUUGUUCGACAAUGA
Molecule: messenger RNA, 579 nt
Organism: Rotaria sp. Silwood1
Lineage: Eukaryota; Metazoa; Rotifera; Eurotatoria; Philodinida; Philodinidae
Source: the annotation of a GenBank genome assembly